Phlebotomus argentipes is the source of this 449-nucleotide messenger RNA. RefSeq lists its product as uncharacterized. Bases 63 to 383 code for a protein of 106 amino acids. The transcript is spliced from 3 exons. The record is from RefSeq and is a predicted model, not a curated record. NCBI's taxonomy places the organism in Eukaryota, Metazoa, Arthropoda, Insecta, Diptera, Psychodidae.
AGAACUCUCUCGGAGCUGCUGAAGGUUCUCGUGCUGAAAAGUUGCUUUCGAAACUUACCGAAAUGAAAGUGUUGGUUUUGCUGUGCGCUCUCUUCCUUGGGUGCUUCCUCUUCGUCAGUUCGUAUCCACUGGAGGAAGUCAACAGCGGAAAUGCAGUGCCUGAAGGUCAAGAUUGGCUGCUUGAAGCACUUCAAGACGAGGAUACGAAUCUUCGCUUGAAAAGAUCACCUUAUGGAUAUGGAGGAGGACAUCAUCACCACCAUCACCACGGCCACCAUCAUCAUGGGCAUCAUCAUCAUCAUGGGCACCAUCAUCACCAUGGAUGGGGCCAUCAUCGUGGACAUCAUCAUCACCAUCACCACCAUCAUGGAUACUACGGAUAGAGAGUUUUUCUGCAAGAGUUCCCAUGCUUUGAAUCAAUGUUGUUUGUUUUCCUAUAAAUAAAUCGG